GUCUCCACCAACAUAAGGCCCUUACGAGCAAAUUCGCCCGCCACUGCGUUACAACUAUGCCCCCAUCCCGACGCAAUCUAUGGUAUCGUUGCGGUUGAAGCUACUCCAAUAUCCAGUGCUGCGACAUUGCACUGGUACUACAAACCGGAAUGUCAACAACUCAGCCGUCUUCUCUGCCCACCACAUUGAGUUGUCUCAACUAGGCAAGCGGACAGUCUAGGGUCUUUUCCUUGCAAGUCCUUACGUGUAAACGCUUCAUUAGUAGUUCAGAGCUGCUCACCAUAGUCGUCGGUCGUCAAGGGCUCAUAAGAAUGGGGAGGACAGCGGCAUUCGCCGCUGCCCUUCUCCUCCCCCUCCUGGCAUCGACGGUGUCAGCACAAGUAGCAAAAAACGCAGACCUCUGGUGCGCUUUGUCAGGCUACUCCAGCUCUCCGGCGUGCUCGCCGUCGCCGACGCGCUGUGCGACCGUAGACCAGUAUUACGGGAGAAACGACGCUCGUUAUGACAUCUGCAUGAUCCCCGGCCCUAACCUACAGUGGCCGUAUGGAAAGACGUACUACAACAACAUUUGCAACGGCGCUGCUGGCGUGCUGCAAGUCCCCUUGAAGAACCGCUACGCCGUUUCUUGGGACUCCUCGCCGGUCCUGGCCGACGCCUACAUAUACCGUGUGUACAGCAGCACGCCCGACACGCAGCAGCUGCUGUACAUCACCAUCGCGAUUCGCGGCUCCGACAACGGAGGCUCCGACUCGCAGCUCUUCUACCAGGAGCCGUAUCCCCUGACGCCCGAUCCGGAUGAUGAGGACUUGGUACUGGAUAUGAGUUCCUCGAUCUACCUGUGGACGGACGCGAAGAACGUGACGUACAAGCAGUACGUGAACCCCAUGCUCUUCACGGGCAUCUACAGCUGCUUCACGUACGUGUUUAACCUGCGGAAGAUCUGCGAUCCAGCCAAGUCGUACAAGAACCCAGCCAAGCGCAACAUGAACGAGGUCUGCACGUGCCGCCCCGGCGUCACCAACUGCGACCCGGUUGACAUUGCCGGCGCUUCGGAUUUGUUCCUGGUGAUUAACGUCAACGGCGUGCCGUACUCCUCAUCUCAGAUCCAGAUGCCAACUGCGACUUGCGCUACACCCGCCUCCACGACCUCCCCAACUGUGCUGUCGAACAGCAACGGCCCGGGCAUCAUUACCCAGUACUCAGUCAACUCGGAUGCUUGCAACAACCGGCCACCUGCGCCGCCAAGCCCGCCGGUGUCGCCUUCUCCGCCACUGCCUCCGUCCCCACCACCUUCUCCUCCGCCGCCUCCCCGCCCGCCUCCGGAUACCUCCAUCAACGCGCAAAUCUCGCUGACGACGUUCAGCCCCACUCGUUUCUUCAGCUCCGGCUACGACUGCGACAUGGGCCGCAACCUGACUGCGUACUACUACCGCGGACGUACCUCGGUGCAGAAGGUGCAGUGCUCCAUUGUCGCAGUUUCCCAGACCGCGUCUGACACCGACUUCUACAUGAUUCAGUGGACCUACUACUUCAGCAGCGUAACCAACCUGCGCUACUUCUUCGAGUCGGUUGACAACGGCGACUUUUGGAAGGAUCUCUUCAACGCCCUGACUCCCGGCUGUGGCGCCGUGGGUAACUACACGGAUUCCGUCUACAACAAGAACAACCUGCUGCCUCCUGUGCCCCUGGCUAAGCAGAACCUCACGAACCCUCAGCCUUUCUGCGCGUUUGGCGGCGCAGUUUCCAAGGAUGACUGCUGGUUCACGCUCCCGGCGUACACCUGCCCCAAGCCGCCUUCGCCUCCGCCCAAGCCCCCUUCACCCCCGAAGCCGCCGAACCCCAACUGGCCUCCCUCGCCGCCAGCGCCGCCGUCUCCGCCGCUGCCUCCGUGCUUCGUUACCGUCAACGCCUUCUGGCCCAACAUGAACAGCACCACGGCCGAGGGCGCCUGCCUGGACUUCAUCCUCACCAUGAAGUACCUCUACUCGUACAACACCACCACCUGGUACUGCGAUGUCGUGUCGUACAAGUCCUCGUUCAUCAGCGUCUACACCACCUUUGUGAACGGCACCGAGGCGGUGUCCUUCUGGAACAACUUCAACAACCCCUACUUUGCAGUGGUGGCGCUGGCACGUAUCAACGCCGACUGCCGUACCAGCAUGGUCGCCGUCUCGGGAGAGUCUUGCAACGCCGCUGACGUCUACUGGGAUGUCCGCAACACCAACUACCCAACCAAGUCCCAAGUGUGCGGCCCCGCUCCGCCACGCCCGCCGCCCAAGCCCGUCCCAGUGCCCGAGCCCCCCGGCGGCCCCACGGGUGCUCCCGCGCCUCCGCCGCGCUUCCCAGGCCUGAAGGCGCCGCCACGGCCGCCGCCGCCGCCGAGCCCGCCGCCGCCGCCGUACAGCGACCCCAUGGUGCUCACCAUCUCCUCGAAUGUGCCGUACAGCGAGGGCGCCUGCGACCUGGCUGUGACUACGCUGGUGACCAAGCUGGUUUACUUCGACAGGCCCUACCAAGGCCCGGUGUGCAAGCUGGGUGCCACCCUGGCUUACUACAUGGUGAUCACGAUUGGCUUCUCCGACCCGCGCCACUCGGUGGCUUUCGGCAUGACGCUGGACGACGAGUUUGACCUGUUCGUGGUUCAGGCCAACCUGCCAUGCGGCUCCAGCGCACAGAUCCAGGCUAACGGAAACCUGUACGAGGAGAAGUGCACGAACGUGCCCGUCAUGUGCUGCAAGGCCCCGCCAUCGCCGCCGUCACCUCCGUCGCCGCCGCCGCCGCCGCUGCGCAAGCCGUCCCCUCCGCCGCCGUCGCCCUUCCCGCCUGAGAUGCCGUCCACGCCGUUCCAGCCACGCGCAAAGAAGACUCCGCCGUCGCCGCCACCACCACCGCCGCCGUCGCCGCCGCCAAGGGCUAAGAAGAGCCCUCCGCCGCCGCCGCCGACGCCGCCGCCACCACCGCCGCCACAGAAGUCCCCGCCGCCAAAGAAGUCUCCGCCGCCGCCAGUCAAGUCCCCGCCUCCUCCGGUGAAGUCUCCGCCGCCGCCGAAGUCGCCGCCGCCGCCGCCGCCCACCACCACCAGCCUCAACCAGUACCGCAUCUUCCAGGUAACCACUCCGGCCGUGGUCGGUAACCAGACGGUUACCUCCAACUACCUCUCAACCCUGUGUAACAACAUGAAGAUCGGCCUGGCAGCCAUCUUUGGCAGUUACGGUUGGGAUAACGGCGUGCAGUACGUGGUGCAAAGCAGCGCCUGCCCCACCAAGAGCUUCGCCAAUGGAACCCGGCAGUUCAACACGACUGUGCUGCUCACGGGUAGCGCUUCCUCCACGCUCGUGACCAACCUGAACACCCCGUCGUACUUCAAGACGUUUGUGACGGCCACCAACACGCUGUGCGGCUCCAAGGUGUCAGUUAUCAAGCUCUCAACGCAAGAGUUGUUCUUCACCAAGACCCCGGACAACUCCGCGACCGCACUGGACCCCAACAACUCAUUUGCUUCCUGCGUGAAGUCCUUGCUCAUCCUGAGCUAAGGAGUGGGUUGGGGGUUAAGAGUAGGGCUGUAGCUAUUGUGACAAGCCGCGAUUCGGAAACGGCCGCGGCAGCUCACAGCAGCAGCAGCACUCGACGCGUGGUGUUGGAUGGUGGUAAGGUGUUACGGAUCAGCAAAGCGUCCCAUUUGAUGUGGGCGCGUGGUGGUGGUUUGGCUGUGACAUGGGGGCUUAGAUGGGGGUUGCGUUGCAUGAUAAAUGACUCUCUUCUUGCUUCAGAAGGUUGCAAGGUAGCAGGGGACAGUAAAAACGCACGGCUGCGCCGAGGAUGAUCUUAUGCCGUGCUCCUUUACUUGCACCAGUGCAUGGUCUCUGUGGUCAUUACCUUGGGCUUGUGUGCGAGGUGCGUAAGCAGGGCCUUGGAAGAUCCUGUUAGUGCGGUCGACGCUUCCUUUGAAGCGUGGCUGUGUCUUGUACAACUUUAUUCAUCUUCUCGGCUGUGAUUACGUUUGCUGCGAUGCGCGCAUUUGGCAGAAGAAGACAUGCAGCGGGGACAACGGCUUUGUGUAUGUAUGUGUGUGUGUUUUACGUAAGCGGUGUGCGGGUGCGUGCCAGGUGUAAACACGAGGGAGGUCUUUUGACGUGCAUUUGUGUUGUUGCUGACCAUUGCGUUGGUUGCCAACACGCUGCACGAUCCAUGCACGACGCGACAGCAAAAGACAUGACCACAUACUUACUUAUGCGCGCGUGUGCCGCCCUCCAAAGGGUUUAGACUGGUGUGCUCUGCGGCGUGGUUGCUAGCAUGUACACCCGCAACGAUUUGCCUACGCCGCUCGCAACAUUGCAAGGGUUGCCUUUUGUGGGGUGCACGGCAGGACUGUUGUGAUCGCUGGUAUUGGGCAGCUGCUAUCCUCCUUCCCUCUCGCCUCAGGUCGUCAUGCCCCUCUCAAAGCGCGCGCAGCUGUGAAUGUGCACAAGUCCCUCCAUAAGUCCUAACCAGCGAGGGUGGUUGCUUGAGGCUUGACCGUGACUUUGCGGGCCUGCACCACUGCAUGCUGAGGGCCUUUGUUUUGUAUUGAUUGACAUCGUGACGGGUGUGAUGACCGUUUGCGUGACCUUACAAACUUGACAUAAAGUCAAUGGUGGGCUAGGGUUUGGGUUCAUGGGGUGGCACUCGUUUAAGGUGGGCUGAACGGUAUAUCUGUUUUCCGGAAGGCUGUUGUUGCUACUGCUGAACAAGCAGCAGCGGGGCGGGAUCGGUUUACAUAACGGGCUGGGCUGCGGCGACUAGGCGACUGUGUGUGCCCUGCGUUGAUGGCCUUGCCCUGAGAGGCUGUCACUGAUGUUAACGACGAAGGGAUGUGUGUGUCCUAUUGAACAACUUCUGAGCGGGUUUUUGGACCGUGUUGAUACGGAGACAUAUACGAAAGCACUUGGGACGACGAAUCGUGUGUUAAGUUGGGUACGUGUGCGUGCGUGCGUGCGUGUGUGUGUUGGAAGUCUGGAAGUAAUCUUUAUUUUGUGUUUUGUGCACCUAUUGGGAACCGGUUUACGUGCGCAAGGGGGUGCUUGGCAUUGGCUUUAACCCGGGGUGUGGUCUGCCUGCCGGCAACGCCGACAGCUGACAUGCACUGUAGUAAACACCCACACGACGCGCGUGUGUGUCGUCAGCUAUUGCAUCUUGACGUGCACGGGUGGGCACCGCCACCUCCCUAGGAGCGCAGCACAGAGUGUCCCAAUGUCUCGGAGAUCAAAACGCGAUUUAUUUAACAAAUCUCUUCCCGUGUAAUCUUUAUUGCUCGA
Astrephomene gubernaculifera is the source of this 5294-nucleotide messenger RNA. NCBI's taxonomy places the organism in Eukaryota, Viridiplantae, Chlorophyta, Chlorophyceae, Chlamydomonadales, Astrephomenaceae. The record is from the annotation of a GenBank genome assembly.